This is a messenger RNA of Uranotaenia lowii, 3616 nucleotides long. RefSeq names its product protein yippee-like (gene Ypel). The transcript is spliced from 5 exons. The record is from RefSeq and is a predicted model, not a curated record. The coding region runs from base 1962 to 2306 and encodes 114 amino acids. Lineage: Eukaryota; Metazoa; Arthropoda; Insecta; Diptera; Culicidae.
AGCGAGUCUGACUGUCUGAAAACGGAGCCAAACAGCUUAGCCAUAUACGCCAUUUGUUGUAUUGAGUGGAUUGAGCCAAGCCAAGAGUGGAUUGUUGCGGGAAGAAAACACACAACUGUUGUUCUAUUUUUGUUUACAACUUUUCUUCUUAUUUUCCCUUCCGUCGUCGUCGUUUUCGUAUUACUGCUCCGGGUGUUGUGUUUUGUUGUGUACGGGUGUUGCGGGUACUGUGUAGUGCUAGUGUACCGACUGACUGACUGACUGUGCUCUGGCUGAUGUGUGGUGAUGUUGCCUGGCUGCCUGCUGCUGCAGUGUGAGUUUAGUUCGGUUCAGUUCAGUUCAGUUCAGUCAAUUCAGAGCCAGGCAGGCAGGUUCCAUUCCGCAAAACAGAGGGAUAGAGUACGGGUUGUGUUUUCUUGGCCAAUUAGUACGCGCCAGAAGUUACGCGAGGAAACACUCUUUACACUGCUGAUUCAGGGAGGAGAGCUCGGGAAGCUAUUAAAACUAAAUAAAACGGCUUAGCCAGCAGCAGCAGAACAGCUUAUUUUGGCAUUUCGCACCCUUCGUCUUAUUCUUGAACUAGUGCAGAAAAAACAGGAAGUUCGGUCCAUAUCCACGCGUUGUGUUCUCGAGGGAUUCGUUCAAAUAGUGUGCUAAGACGCAAGAAGACGUGGUUUCGUUUGGCGUGAAGCGUAGUUAGAUGAUAUUUGGAUCAGCCCCCCUCCUCGCGUUCAAAUUGACAAGCCACAAGGCUUAUCGAUCUGUGCAAAAUUGCAAGGGUGCUGUUGACAAGUGAAUGUAGAGCACGACGUCACUCGGAAAUUGGUGUAAAGUGGUGGCUUUAGCUUGGCCUCAAAGGGUACAGAAAAAAGUGCACACAUAAUUUCGAGGUGCGUAAUUUGCGGUUUCGACAACAAUAGUCUAGUAAUUCUGUGUGGCGUCUCGCGAGUCCAUUGCCACAAAUGGGAAACCGUUGUUUCCUACAAAGAAGGAAGUGAAGGAAAAGAACGGAACCAGUCGAUUCCAUUUGGUUGGGGCUAAAGAGGCCAUACAACAAGAAAGCAGCGCUGCUGUUUGCUAUCCAAGAGGAAUUGGAGGCGCGAUUGGAAAUAGCGAGCGGGGAUGCACUGUUUGUGAUAUCCCUCGAGAAAUAAAACUAAACCGGCAGCAAACCUCACUAAAAGUCUAGUGUAGUGAUAAGCAGCCAUUCAGCAACAAUCAAUCAGCCCGCCUACUGCGUUGUUGUUUUAGGGGCAUUCAGUUAUAAGUAAAUUCAAAUCAAAAGUCGACAAAUUUACUUAAACAGCAGAGCAGAAAAACUGCCGUUCGAGUAUAACAGCAGUUCCGAAAAUUAUCUGUAGUGAAUCCUUGUCAGACAGAACAUUUCCUAUGAUCGUGUAGAAAAUUUGGUGCAUCGUUCCUGAACAAUCUGACGGGUAGAAGCGUUCCCAACCCACCCACGCGAGCUCCGAGAUCAAGGCCUUGAAGUUGCGGCGCCACGGAAGUUGGGCCUUUGAGAUACGGAUGCACAUAUCCCUGUUCAAUCUGCUGUUCGAAGUAAAGAACGAUUCGAUUUCCGUCACUAAUUUAGGUCUAAGCUAACAAAUAGUCUUACUAACACCGGUGUAAUAGUUGCCUAAAUCGGAAUCGGACCCAAAGGUGGAUCAAAGGCGGGCAUCUUUUGGAUCUCUUCCGCAUCAUUUUCAUUUACUAACAACAACAAAAACAGAACAUAAGUAAACGAAACUAACAAACAGAAGUUACACGCCGCUUAUUUUUGCUUUGAGAGUCAAACGGCUCUACCGAAAGUCGCCAAAUUCACUACCCAUCUAGUUUUAAGCACCACCUUCGGCCUGGACUCAAGUCGAGAUCACGAUCCAACCCAGGAAGCGGCCAACGAAGGGCACGCAAACGGGCAACAAUCAUCAAACUCGUCAUCAUCGACCGGAAGUGGGGGCAAUAUGGUGAAAACGUUCCAAGCCUAUCUACCGCCAACCAACCGGACGUAUUCCUGUGUCCACUGCCGGGCACAUCUAGCUAGUCACGAUGAGCUUAUAUCGAAAUCGUUCCAGGGCAGCCAGGGCCGGGCGUAUCUGUUCAAUUCGGUCGUCAACGUCGCUUGCGGCCAAGCGGAGGAGCGGGUCCUUCUUACUGGUCUACAUGCCGUAGCAGACAUCUACUGCGAAUGCUGCAAAACGCCUCUCGGAUGGAAAUACGAACACGCUUUCGAAUCUAGCCAGAAAUACAAGGAAGGAAAGUACAUAAUAGAGCUAGCUCACAUGAUCAAGGAAAAUGGCUGGGAUUGAUCGACGAGCGUGGAAUAAUCGUUUAAUUUUAAUUCAAUUGAGUUAGACUAAAUCCUUGGAAUCAAGAGAAGGAAAAAUGGACGGUCAUUGGUCGUCCGAAAAAGGGCACAUUUUCAGCAUACGAAUCCGAGACUUUUUUCCUGCUCGUUGUGUAUGUGUCCUUGUUCUCAAGAUUCCUCUCUUGGUUGUCCAAAUCGUCAUCGAUUCUCAACCUGUCUCACUGUCCAGCAUAUUAGUAUGUGUAAUCUGUAGUCAUUUCCUGUCCACAGGCCGGAAGCUUGGCCAGAGCUCCGGAUCUUGUUUGUGGAUCGACGAUAUAGAAAGUGUAAAACGUGUUCAUUUCCUCCGUAUGAUUUUCGGUUCAUCGUACGGCGUCGUCAUUUAAUCACGCAUAUCUCCUGUAAUCAUUUGGAUUUUUUUUUUAAUUUUUAACCAUCAAUCAUUCUGGAGAUCCAUUCUUACCUUUGACUUUACCUGCGAUAACCACGUACACAAAAAUGAAAAAAUUACAUCUUAGUUUGUAUUAUGAUCCCUCUAGAGUAGAAACGGAGAUAAGAGAACAUUUACUUUCCCCAUUAAGCUAGUAAGCGCGAACGAGCGAAAGCGAGAAAGGUUGAGAGAGCUAGAAGAAGAUUAACACUACUGUGCGUGAUAAGAGAUCGGAAACAGAAACGAACGAAGAAAAGCAAGAACGAGUAAACGAAUGAGCAAGAGCGGGGAACGAGAACAAAAAUUGGAUUGAAAUUUACAUUAAAAAUGAGUCGGUCUAGUAACACUAGCAGACAGACAGAGAGUGUGCGGGGCUGGACGAAUGCGUUUGGGACUUUUCCAACCGGAUUCGCCCGACCGAACAUACGAAACGCACCGUGUGAUAAAUGUCAGUGGCAAAAAUCAAUUGCGAUCGGCGUAUGAAACGAAAUAAUGAAGGGAAAACGCCAGAGCGAGAGAGAAUAUGCGAGAGUGAUAUUAGUUUUACGAAUGUUUCAAGUGAGAUAACAUUUAUAAAGAAUCGUAUUUUAGUCGAAAUAUACACGUCUAAGAAUCUAGUUUUAGUUCUGCGAGAAAAAAAGGAAAAAAAAUUACAAAAAAAAAACAAACAAGACAGACACUUAUGGUUUUAUAAAUCAGAAGUUAGAGAAUUGUCUAGUUAUCGAUAAAUGCAAGCCUGUGUACAGCAAUUGUCUGUCACCCGAACAAGUACUGUUAAUUUCAGAAUUAAUUUCUCUUCUUUUUUGGAUAGCGAAUGUGAUCAACAAACAUUACAAUUAUAAUGUAUUUUUUUUAAAUAAACAAUUAAUUUUACCACAUGA